AUGCCUCCGAUCGAGCAGAGCGUGACGGAGAUUCGCGAAGCGGGUACGCAACUGCGAGCCAUGACUUCCCCAGCGCGCACAGCGGAGGAACAGCCCAACGACGGCCUGUUCACUUCGACCGAGGAAGGAGACCAAGGGAGCCGAGCAGCGCGCGACGGCAACGGGAGGCAGCGCUGGGCCGAUCUGGGCAGGCCGGCCGACAUAGGACCUAUGAACCAAGAGAGAUCUGCCAUACUGCUGGAGGGGUUUCGCAUGUUGCUGCGCCGGGCGAACAACUGGCAAGAGAACGUCGAGAUCGUCCGGUCCACCUCCAUGUACCUGGCGACACUGAUGGAGGUCUCUAUCAACGCCGGAAAGAAGCAGGCUAUCUCGGACAGCGCAGAUGGGAACGACAGUGCACGAUAUCGGCUAGGGUGUGAAAGAAAACAUAGGCAACUCGAAGAUUGCGCAUCCGGCUUGUGCUGCAGCGCGCGCAUGAACUGGCCCACAUUUGAAAUGAGCUACUGCGCGGGAGAGCACGCGCGUGCUGUCCCGCACCUCUGGCGCCUGCGCGCGAGAGCACCCGCGUGCUGUCCCGCAUCUUUGACGCCUGCGCGCGAGAGCACACCGACACCUCACCGGAUGGACAAACCAGGACGCAAACAGGGUGGGAGCGGCCCCCCACGCCCACGACCGGCGAACGCGACGGCGAAGAAAGCACAAGGGGCCCCAGCAGCUGGUAAUGGGAGCGCACCGCCGGUGCCGAGCGCCAGCGGGAUCGGCGACGCUGAUCUCCCUCCACCGGGAGAAUCGCAUUCCGAGCAAGGCAAGGAGCCGAUCCGAAAAGCAGGAGACUCCAACGGUGGCGUAACGCCAGGCCAGGCGCGUCGCUCCGCUGAUCCCGGAACCGAGAAGGACACGCCCGCUGGUACCGCGGCCACGCGCAAGAAACUGCCAGCGGCCGAGACGGGUGCGAAGGCCCCCGCGCGCGCAUCGAACUCCAAGGCCAAGGACGCGCUCGCCGCGUUGGAUAGCGGCAGCAGCGACAGUGAGGAUGAGAUGGACGCGCCACCCCCGAAGAGGGGGAAUGGGAAAGGGAAAGGGAAGGCAAACGAGACGGCGGCCUCGGACGCAGUGGCCCCUAAGGCGAGCACGCGCAGGAAGCGCGCCGCGCGCAAGAAGACCUCCGACGGGGAAGAGGCGGAAGCCAAGCCGGCGCCGCAAGUGAAGCCCAGUGACCUCAAGUUCCGUCUCAAGGGUACGGAGAUAGGCGAAGCGGAGAAGACGAAGAUGACGAAGGAGGACGCGGCGGUGGCGGCGGAGGCGUUUCUCGGAUUCGCCUACGGGUCAUUUUCGGACGACCAGGGCUUCCUGUGGGAAUUCGGCAAGGGCAACCCGCGCGGAAUCAAGGACAGCUCCCUCAAGGAUCUGAAGCAGUCCUUCAUCGACUACGGGAUCACGCCUUGGAGGGACCCUUGCAGGAUCCUCGUGAAGCAGAACUACAUCGAACCCGGGUGCCUGACGAAAGAGGUCAUCCAGACCGACGACGGACCGACCGUCAAAUGGACCAACGAGGUCGAGGGCGAAUGGUUGGUCAUCCUCGGCGGUCAACAUCGCAAGAGGGUUCUCGAGGACCGCGAGAAGGAACUGAAGUUGGACGUCCGCCGCAUGGAACAGACGAUCAACAAGCUGUACAACGCGAAGCGCAACGAGCAGGAGAAGGCCGCUUCACUGGAGCGUUUGCGCCACGUCCGCGACAACGUCAGGUCGGUCAUGGGCGACCCCCUCCGCUGGUUGUUCGCUUUCUACGAUCACGACAAACUGAUUGGCAAUCAACGCGUCCUCGUCCAUCUCUCGGAGAACGAGAAGGUGAAGGUGUACCAGCAGAGCGCGGAGGAGACUUUGUACAAGCAUCACUUCCACAUUUUGGACACCCUCGCGACGCGCAAGUUGACCGAGCACCAGGACAUCACGUUGGGCAGCGACGAAUAUCGUGAGACCGUCCUGAAGCCCAUCAUCGGCGAAAAGGAGAUGAAGAGGGGCAGCGCUAGGCUGUUGAUGGAGCCGUACACCUUCCACUUCCUCACCAACAUCUUCCGCCUCACCUACGUGCGCAACGGCUCGACCAUCAAGGCGAAUGUGCUGCACGAACGACUGCUGUGGACGCAACCGAAGAACUUCGCGAAGGUCUCCAAGGCGCGCCUCCACGACACCGUCGGCGGAAUGUGGGCCCACCUCUUCAUGCUUCUGGCCGACGAGAUGAUGUUCAUCGCGAACUCGGCGCGCUGGGGUCUCCUGAUGCCAGGCAGAUCGAAGUCGGCCUGGACGGAGAACGACAUGGAGAACGACCCGAAGUUCAUGAACGACAUGGAGAACCUGCGAAUGUACGCGCAGGUGAAACGCGACCCAGGGGCACCCGCCGAUACGGUGAAGAAGGCGGAAAACCUAAUGGAGAUCACCGUUGAGGGUCUCCUGCGCGGCGAGCUGAGGACCGAAGAGCGCGAGAUCUGGCACCCGACGCUCAUGGCGUCCAUCGACGAACUGUACGUGAAGCAUGUGCGCCCCGUCAAGGAGUAUUUCGGAUGUGGCAGGUCCGACGAGUGGACGAACGCCAUGGACAAGUACAGGAAAGCCAUGCUGAGGCAAUGCGAUGCGUGGUGGAGCGAGCCCCCCCACACUAACACGACACCGACGACCGUACAAGCCCAGCGAUCCGCCCUCGGCAAGCUGCAGUGGACGCUCUUCAAACGCGACAUAGGCCAGGCCAUCGACCUUCCUUGGCCCACGGCCUCGAUGCUGGAGGACAUGUACACCGUCCUCCACGGCGCGUCCUUCGCAAUCCAAUGGCUAAGCCGUCAGCUCGAUCCGAUGGUGGACCGAGCUAUUCAAGGAGACCCCAUCGAUAUAUGGGACCAUACGUCACACAUGCGCGAGUAUAUGAUGGACCCCAUUCUCAUGCGCAACCGUACCAAUCUCCCUAACGAAUUCUGGAAAUGGAUCUUGGACCGUCUCCCCGCGCUCACGAUCGCCGACGCUGAGCUGGACAAGUUCAACAAGGUGUCGACGACCCGCUUCUUCAACAUGUCGCACCACAACCACAGUGUGGCGUUCGCCUCCAUGCUUGACAUGGAUGAGUGGGAGAAGUUUGCGGCCCCGUGGAUCGACGUCAUUGGCGAGGGCGGUUGGCAGACGUCGUAUGCCGCCGAGAUAGAAGCGAUUGGGAGCUCCUUGAACGUCAACGUCCCUAAGCCGCCCGCGACCGUCACCUUGCCGAAGAAGUCCGUCUCGCGUCCGCCCAGGGCUAUGGUUCACUCCUUUGGUCCGAACGUCAUAGAGAGGUAUGAAUGUGUGCACCUCCUCACCGUCCCUCUCGUCGAGUGGCGAUACGUGGAUCAGAAGGCCCGGCCGCGCGCCAUGAAAGCGAUCGCGUUCUACAUCUUCGUCGCUCACAAGUGGUACGAGCGCGUGAUGAAGCACAUGCUCUCCAUUGAGCUUGGACGCACGCUCCGCGAAGAGUUCAUGGAGUUCCUCGACGAGCAUUGGAAGGUGCCUCGUCGUGCUGCCUCUUCUGCUCAAGACAAGGACAAGACGGACACCCCACCCGGCGCGGGCCCCUCGCAAGGGAUUACCACCGUCACCGAGGCCCUCACCACACGCCGUCAGUGGGACAAGGCGAUCGUCGAUCGUAUCCUCUCGAAGGAGUCCGCGCCCACAAAGUCUCGCUCAGAGCGGAUUGCGCUGCGAGAUCUUGCGGAGAGGCGUGAACGCUGGCAUGGGUACGCGACGGUCCUCAAGCAGGUCACCAAGGCGAUUGCGAAAUCUCCCAUGGCGCACUACUUGCCGUCGGAGAAGGACAUAAUGGAAGGCCAGGUUGGCGAAGCCCUCGAGAACCUGUUCUCGGCACUCAUCAACAACGCGAACCGCGCUGAGUUCCGCAGGGUGCACCCCACGGCACCUUACGUCCUGCCCAUGAGGACGCUCGAGCUUAUCGACAGCCCCCCCAUUCCGACUCUCAUCGACGCCAACUUCUAUUCCUCCAUGAGCGAGUUCAAGCGACGCGACCCGGACGGUUACGGCGACUUCAUCGCUCGGCGCGACCUGCUGCAUGCCUCGUUGACGAAGGACAAGGCCACGGAUCCCUCCGUCGUGGUCCCGGAUAUCGAUGAUAUCCUCCCUCAAGUCGUUUCCCUCGCGCCUCCGGAAAAGACCGUCAAGCCUCCGGCCCCCCCUCAACCCGAACCUGAGUUGGAGGGUCAGAAGGAAGAUCUGCGCAACGCCUUGUUCGCGGACCCCUUCCUGGUACAACUUCAGCAGUCACAGAAGGCGGUGCCAUUCGUCGACCACGAGGACGAUGUCGAGGACGACGAGGACGACGAGAAGGAGGUCGACUCAGAUGCGAUGUAUUGGCAAGGAAACAGCGACACCGUCCCCGCUUCGAGCCGUUUGACUCGAUCCCAUAGCGCGCAGCUCGCUGGCGAAGAAGAUGUCAACAUGGACGCCGCACAGACAGGCGUGACCGAGGACGAGGAUGACGGACUGUUCGACGAGGACGCCGACGAGGACGCCGACUGGCAGGUCGCGUCGCGCGUCGCUGACAACGCGGGCGCAGGCGACGAUAGCGAUGUAGACCUCGUCGAGGACCCUGUUGCGGUCGACCGUGCGGAGGCCGACGCCAAAGGCAAGAACAAUGCCUACGGGUUCAGCCUUCUGUCUGACUACCAGGAGGGCGAUGCGAUCCCUCGCACUCCCCUCAUCCGUCUCCUCUGCGCUGCGACCUCCUUCAUGAACGGUAAGGUCGACAUCGACAGCAUCGACAUCCACAACCCCCCUGCCAAGUACGUCAACUCAACUUGGAAGGCCGUCGACACGAUGGAGGAUGCGGAGUUGAUCGAGGGUCUCGACGACGACGAGAUCGCCGAACUCGGUCCGACAGAAUGCGCUCUCGCCAUGCUCACGUACCGCCCUCUGGAGGACACCGUCGAAGCGGUAGCCAGUCUACCCCCCGUUGGCCUUCCUGAGCAACAUCAUCAGCGAUACCGGGAACUUUUGGCGAAGAAACUCUCUGCCUUACCGCUCAAGCCUGGCGAGGCCCAGUUGAUCGCGGGUGGCCUCCUUUAUCGAAUGCUCGUCAAGGUCGAAGCUGGACUCGCCACAUCUCUGCCUCGGUCGUCGCCAUCGCGUCGCGUGUCCGCGGUCGAUUCGCCUCCGCGCCCUCCCUCCCCCGUCGUCGGCAAGAGUUCAAAGUCGACCGUUCCGCCAAAGUCUAGGAUUGCGCCCGACUACCCGGCGCAGUGUAUUUCACGCACGCAGCGCGUUGGGAUUACUUCGUGUGCAGUCUACUUGCAGCAGCACUUCCCGAAGAUCCGCGACGACACCCCUCUCGUCGGCCACGGUAUCAACACCGACCUCAUCUGGGACAAGCUGUCAGAAAUGCCCGAUGAGAAGCUGAUACACCUGAUCUCCGAUGCCGCGAUCAAGCCCGUCAAAGCCGUCCACUACGCGCUUGCGGUGGUUUCUUUCAAGUCCCUCGGCAACGUCAAGAACAAAGUCCUGGGGAUGACUCCUGUUGGACUCGCCGACGGGCUGUCCGACGCGUUCGAGGCGGAGCUUCUGAAGCGGUUCAGUGCCGCUGGCAUUAACGACGAAGUCUACACGGAAGGUGGUCCGCAGCUCAUUGCGGCGGAGCUUCUGCGCGCCGCCAUCGAGGACCCGCUCCUUCUCACGUCGAUAUUUGUGCCGUCCACUCAGACGCAGCAGGGUACGCAGCCCGACAGCUCCCUGAUGCCAUCCUCCUCCAUUCAGGAGCCGCAAUCCACGCCGACGCCGGCCCCUCGCAACUCCAGAGACAAGACCGGCUCAUCGAAACGCAUCGUCGAGGACCCGCCGUCGAGCCCACCGCCCGCGAAGAGAGCUCGGAGCUCAUCGGUGGUCCGAUCCACGCGCGCCAGGAGCACGUCGAUGGCGAGCGCGUCCGGGUCAGCGCGCGCAGUCCCGUCCGUCGCGCGCACUUCGACCAGCAAGGGCAAAGCCCGGGCCAACGCGUCCAAAGUCCCGCCUGUUACCGACGCCAUCUCCGAGGAGGAGGAGGACGAGGCCAUGGAGGAGCAUAUGAUCCACUCCGAGGUUGAUACCCUCGAGGGUCAACUGGAGGACACCGUCCUCGGCGCGUCCGCCUUCACCAUCGGCAGUCACGCUGAGUCCCCCGCCGGAAUGGUCGUUGAAGACUGGGUCCCCGUCACCAUGGUCGCGGACGACGGCGUGGACCAGGAGACCAUUACGAACAGCAUCUCGUCUGAGAGGGUUGACGACACCGAGAUGUCACGAAGGUAUGGCGAGCUCAAGACGUUCACCCUGAAGAUGUCGACCCUCGAACAACUGUACAAGGCCAAGGACGAGGCGCGCGCGUUGGCCAUUCUCAGCCGCAAGAACCGUCUGCACAUCGACGACAAGUACAUGUUCAACGCGAUGGACCCCAACAUGAUGUUCAAGAUGAAGAAGGUCUACAUGGACCACCGCCUGCUCAUUGGGCGCGAGCUGGGCUUCGAUAUUCUGCUCCCCAACCUCAACGUCCGCGGUGCCGAGCAAGACCACAGCUGGCAGUUCACGUUCGAGUUCGACAAACGGUUCCAUCUGUUCGGCGGUGACGUGCGUAUCUUUGGAUGCGAUAUGGCUGGGCGAAUGUUACGGAUCGGCACCACGUGUUCCGACGAAGAAGUCUGGCUCGCGCUCGUCCCAAGCACCUCCUUCGACGCUCCCGUCUCUCCCCAUGAAGUCCAUCUCAGCAAGAAGCCGACGGUGAUGCGCCCCGAGCUGUCCUUGGCCAUGGUGACGUCCAUCCUCCAUGCCAUGGACCAGGCCGGUCUGUCCGAUGUGUCCCUCCCGGUCCCAUACCCGGACAACUCGUCGUCCAAGAUCUUCAAUCUGUACUGGGAUAUCAAGACUCGCCCGACUGUGAAACUGUCGGUCGGCCGGAUGCGUAUGUUCUGCGAGUCGUUCAAAAAGACGUUCAAGCCGUGGUAUACCCAUCGCGAUGCGCCAUCGGGGUACGCCUUCCCAGAGAUCGACGACUCCGUACCCGUCGUCGCCAUUCUAAGUUAUGGCAAGAAUCGUGACGUUGGAAACGGAGACAUCGAGGAUGAGCCCACCAUCGCUGCAGUAGCCCGCAUGUGGGAACGCGAGUUCGACUACUCUCACGCCUGGAAAAUGACGGUAGCGUUUGCCAGCCAUUACGCCUGCACGAUGGUCCCUCGGUGGGACAAACUCAAUCCCCAGACGAUUAUGAGAGAACAUCCGGUUCUCUACGACUCGCCGAACGAACUCACACGAGUCCUCGUCCCGGAUCUCUCGACGUACCCGGAGAAGGAGGACGACGGGGAGACCGAGCGCCGUGUCUUCACCGCGGACGGCGUCCAGGUUCCACGACGAAAGCCCCGCGGCCUCCGAGCCUGCGAUCGCGGGGCCAUGUUGCAAAACCUGUCUUGCCUUCAUACCCUCUUCGCGGGGCCCGCUGGCGUCGUCGAUGACAGCGACAUGGACGAAGAGUUCGAGAUCGACGAGGAGCAGAUAUCUCGUGCUCGCACACGGUCCCAUGACGUGUCUUACACGUCUUAUCCCCACAUGUUCUCCAAGAACAUUGGGCAGUGGCAGGCAAACGGUAUCAUCCGCCCAAUGGUACCACACAUCCAGAGACUUUCCAAAACGCUCACUCAGCCUGGCUCUGGCGGGAAUGCGCUCACAGGAAUGAAUAGCCAGUGCUAUAAUAGCAUGUCCCAUCGUAUGCGCGUCAGCAAACGACACCACCUCGCACAGAGAGGCGUGCUUACGGGAGCGGCCGCCGGUCCUUGGGCGACGACACCGACCGCGGAGAAUACGGCGUGGACCCUCUUCGGACAGGCGGAUAUCGGCCUUCCGCACGAGAGGAUGGCGAACCAACUGGCGACAGGUCCCAAGACGUUUCUCCGAUUGGAGAACAACUUCCUCAUCGAUUUCACGCAUCUCAAGGACAGAUACCGCUCUGGCAGCGCCCUCUACACCCAGUUCGUCGUGCCCUAUGAGCGGAUCUGCCUACGCGCCGACGUUAUCGACCCUCUGCGCGCCGCUUGCGUAGUCUUUCGUGACGAGUCCUUUUUGAACAUGUACGUCUGGUCUGGAUUCCCCGUCACCGCCGCUAUGGACCGGAUGUGGAAGGUUCAUCUCGCCCCGCAUCUCCGGUGCAACGCACAGGCCAUCCGCGUCGGUGUCUUCUCCGCCGCUUCGGCCUCGUCUCAGGCCACGGCGGUCGCCGGCACCUCACGGUCCAACCCGUCACGUCCCGAUCGCGUUGCGUCGCUCAGUCGUCAACCCAGCCCGAUCUACGUCGAAGGCAUCAGCGUUCUGGAACGCUUGCACAAUUACCUCUACACCGGCGCCGCGAAGGUCCUCCCCUCCGCUCUCAUGCGUAAGCUGUGGAUACUGCGCGGCAUCCUGGACACCGGAUAUCCGGUCAUUUCGCCCGUGCUCUCUCUGGGUGGACCACGCAAGCUGACCCCCAUGCUCGAUAUCUCGAAAUGGCCGGUCGAUCCCGUCACCUACCGGCCCCUGACCUCUUCCAAGCGCGCCCAGGAGAUCUCGUAUGGGCUGCCCCAUUAUCUGGCGUACGAAACGCUCAUGCACAUGCACACCGCCAUCGCGAAUAUGGAACCUGACCGCUGGCCCGACGCUACCGCGCUUGGGCGUCAGCUCCGCGUUCUCGCCAACAUCGCCGUCGACGCGUUCAUCGCGGACGUGCGUGACAUCGUGCGCACGCAGAUCCGCGCGGAGAUCUUGCCGAUCCUGGAGGACAAGGACGCUGAAGGCUACUCCGCUGCGAAGACUCGCCGGACGGCGCUCAUCAAGUGGCUCGAGAUCGAACACCCUCUCGACUGGGGUCAGGAUGCGGCGACGCACGUCAUCCUCGUUCAGGCCGUCGCAAGAGACUCCAUUGAAGCCGCUCGUGGCCUUCCCCCGUCGAACCGCGGGCAACAGAGCGUGGAGGAUCUCGUGAAGCAUUUUUUGCACGUCGGCAAGACCACCGGGCUCGCCGCGCUCCGCCCCCCCAUCUGGAACAAGGGGCAGUGUUGGCCGGUCUUGCGUGCCGCCGUCGCGCAGGCGCAAUCUCGCGCGCUGAAGGCGAUGGAGCCUGCGGCCGCCGAUGAGGCUAUCAAGGACGCGUUCAUCACCAUCGUCGAGGAGCGUCGCAUUCACUUCUACCCGGACUCCCUCCCUCCGUCCGGAAACAGCAACCGCCGUUCUCUCCAGCCCUCCUUUCGGUCGUGGUCGCUCGUCGGACCGCGAGCGCGCCUGGCUGUGGUUCCCGGACGGUCCGCGCCGAUGACUCAGACGGAGCGCUUCCAAUUCGAGAUGUCACAGAACUCGCUCGGGCAGAAGCUGAGCGACCGGAGCAGCGAUUGGGACACGAGGGAGGUCAUCAUCGCAGACUACCACGAACACCUCGAUCGCACGGUGCUGCCGGACAGCUGGAACAUCACACCGGAAAUGCUCAAGAAAGACACCGACCAGUUCACCGUCGCCUGCUACGAAUGGGCGAAGUCUCAGUUUGUUCACAAACGGUCAGACUGGAAGUGCGACCUCGCCCUCAUCCUGGCGUUCUUGAUCUCAAAGGUCAUACCCGCCGUCGCGUGGAAAACCCCGUGCAAGGAAAUCAUCCCCCUGCUAUCAAAGCUGGGUAUCGACGGCCCUAAGUCUGCCGUCCCGCCCUCAUCCAGACGCGCGGCGAUCAACGUCAUCCGCACGCUCAGCUGGACGGUCCGCGACGUCAACGGAGUGCACCAGGAGGAAAUCUACUUCACGCAGGCGUCGAUUGUCUUUCUGUGCUGGAUCAGCGAAGACUCCCCGCUGCGCAAGUGCUUGAAGAAAGUGGGCAACAGCGGGCUGGGUGCUCCCUGGAGCACUAAGCAUCAACCCAAGUCACUUACGCCGAUCAACCUCAUCCGCAUGGGCCUCGCAUACCCUAUCGGCAAGGCCGUCACCACUCGUCCGGUCUUCAACACAAACUUCAAAAUUCUCGACGACGACGAGCUCAUGGUCUGGCACAAGGAGGUAAUAUCCAUGCUUAAGCAGCAGGGUCCUCGAGGCCCCUUCGCGCUCGUCACCAAAAUCUUCGGUGGAGAAGUUGCGGCUAGACUGGCCGGCAGCGGUCAUUUCCCGGACCAACCCGCCUCCUCUCAACGCAGCGUCUCCAGCAGCAGUUCGUCGACUGCGGUUUCGUCUUCAAGUCGCACUUCGUCCAAGCGCUCUCUGGCCGAUUUCGCCGCAGACGACGAUGCAUGGCUCGUCGACAACGAAGAAGCUGGUGAAUUCUGUAUCCCCUCUAGACGUCGACGUGUAGUGUAG
Molecule: messenger RNA, 10350 nt
Organism: Trametes versicolor FP-101664 SS1
Lineage: Eukaryota; Fungi; Basidiomycota; Agaricomycetes; Polyporales; Polyporaceae
Exons: 21
Coding region: 1-10350 (3449 amino acids)
Source: RefSeq, a predicted model, not a curated record